AUGGGGAGUGGGCCGCGCUCCAGCCGGCGAGGCGGAGCCUGUGGGGCAAGAAGGGGUCCCGCCGGAGGUGCGGACCCCGCUCUGGCGGCGGGGUGCAAGCUCCGGGGGGAGGGGCCGUGCUCUGGGGGCGUCCUCCCUGGGAGGGGGAGGGUCCGCGCCCUGGGCCCGCUCCGGCCCCCGAGCCUCGCGGGCCUCGGCUCACCUGUGCUCCUGCCUCUCCGGGCCGACCCGGGUGCGCGGCUGCGGGAGCCAGUAGCGCUGGGCAGACGGGAGCGACGGGAGCCUGCGGAACCGCCGCCGCCGGCGCCGCCGCGUCCAGCUCCGUUUGACACCCACUCACCAGCCAACAUGGCGGCCGGGAGGGGGCGCGCCGGCUGCGUGCGCGCGCCCGCCGGCCCCCGCCCCUCCGCCCAGCCCGGGCCCCGCCCCCGGCGGCUCCGCCUUCCCCUGGCCCCGCCCCCGAGCCUGCUGGCCCCGCCCAAGCCCCGGCCCAGCGGGCCCGAACGCGGCGCGCCCCCUCACCCCAAGACCUCCCCACCCACGGAGGUGAGAGCUGGGGAAGAGCCCCAGGUCCGGGAGGUGGAGCCGGAAGGCGGGGCUGCCGGGCUUGAGGUCCAGCUGCCCCAUCCACAGCGGGGGACCCAGAGCCGUCUAGCCCGGGUUCCAGUCCCAACACCCCCCCUCACCAGCUGUGAGACUGUGGGCAACCCACAAACCUCGCCAGCCUCUCGCACCUUUGAAGUGGCUGCCUCCGGGUGA
This is a messenger RNA of Phacochoerus africanus (Common warthog), 759 nucleotides long. RefSeq names its product proline-rich protein 2-like. NCBI's taxonomy places the organism in Eukaryota, Metazoa, Chordata, Mammalia, Artiodactyla, Suidae. Bases 1 to 759 code for a protein of 252 amino acids. The record is from RefSeq and is a predicted model, not a curated record. The transcript is spliced from 4 exons.